Messenger RNA from Mucor velutinosus, 1782 nucleotides. RefSeq names its product ATP-dependent RNA helicase ded1. The record is from RefSeq and is a predicted model, not a curated record. The coding region runs from base 1 to 1782 and encodes 593 amino acids. The transcript has 5 exons. Lineage: Eukaryota; Fungi; Mucoromycota; Mucoromycetes; Mucorales; Mucoraceae.
AUGAGAUCUAUCACAGCAAUUCUGGGUUUUUCCCUUAUUGCUUAUUGUUCCGUAGUGUUUGCUGACACAUUGUACAGCGUUGUAUCUGAUGAUCCAACAUUAGAUAUCGGUGUCAUCAUCAACAACAAUGUCUACAAAUUGAAACCGUCUGCUGACAGCAACAUCUUGUUUCAAGGCAUGGCUCCCUCCAAUGCCAACUAUUUCUAUGCCAAGCUUCAAAAAGAUACUACUAAUAUUGUGAAACAGGAAAAUUUCACUCGUUCUGCAGUUUCUGCCAAACAAACGCUCAACGAAUUCUUCAACCGCAACUGGAAUCGCAAAGAUAUGGCCACCUUCAAGCCUAUUAGUAGUAUCUCUAAAAACUUUAACCGUCGGGCCGAUGAUGAAUUACAUCCUGUUGGAGAAAUUCCUACGAUUCAUGUCAUUGCUGCUCAAACCGACAUUGAUAAAAUACACAACCAUUACAAGCAAGACAUUGAGGUCAAAGUGAAUAUGACCUACAUUAGUACCAACUCGGUCAGGACAUUCAGUAACGUGAAAUUCGAAAUUGGUGGUCGAUCUUCUCGUCAGUUCACCAAGUUUGCCUACAACAUUAAACUGGAUAAAAAGAAGGAUGAUGACACUUUAAGUGGUUAUCAAAAGCUGAAAUUACGCACCACCGUCAGUGAUCCUAGCUACAUGCGUGAAUUCAUAACAACAGAAAUGCUCUAUGCUGCAAAUCAGCCUGCAACCAAGGCAUCGUACGUCAGAUUGUUUAUCAACGAUAGAGCCAUCGGUUUAUUCACGCUGAUGGAAAAGUACGACAAGGAUUGGCUUGCUAAUGAGUUCAAUGCUGGCGGAAGCAAAUACCCCCAGGGCAUUCUGUAUGAAGGAGAAGGUGGAAGAAAAGACUCUGUGCGAGCUGAUUUGUCCUAUAAAGGAGAUAACCCAUCUGCCUACAAUGCUUCUGCAUAUUCUGUUGCAGAAAAGUCAAAGUUAGGGGUUGAAAGCUUGGAUGAUUUGACCACCUUUAUCAAGUUUAUUCAUGAUCAGCGUGAAUUCCAAAAAACUGCUAAUGCCGAAGCUAUUUCAGCCACUGUAUCUGAAUGGGAAAAGCAACUCGAUGUAGAAAACUUUCUUGUAGCUAUGGCAUUCGAGUUUCUUCAAGGCUUCUGGGAUGGCUAUCUGCAAAACUCAAACAACUACUUUCUCUACAAGUCUCCUGAAACAAAUCGCUUUGUGUGGAUCUCUUGGGAUUAUGACUAUGUGAUGGGAAGUGGCCCAGUGAAUAUGAAAAGUCUGGUGCAAGGCGAUUACACAAGCUUCAAGGGAUUCGAUACAAGACCUUUGACCAUCGCUCUCCUGAAUGUACCUGAAUUCAAGACCAUGUUUGAAAAGAACUUGAAGACCAUUGCUGAUGAGAUUUAUAAUCCUACCAAAGCCAAUCCUGUUAUCGAUUCAGUUGCUAAACUUAUUCAAGAUGAUGUCGCUUGGGAUCAAACACUGCCUCAUGUCAGAAAGGGACUUGAGUUCUGGACAUUUUCAUUAGAGAACCUGAAAUACGGCAACUUUAACAAUAAUACAAACCAAAACGAGGGCAUCCCAUCCACGCUCAGUGUCACUACUGGUGCUGAAUUUUUGAUUCGUUUGAAUACCAAGGUGGAUUGGAAGAAGGCUGUUGCCGGAAAUACAGGGCAUGUGUCGUUGUAUGGCGUUAAAGAGUGGAUCAGCGCAAAGUACAGUAACUUUAACAAAAAAAACUCUUAUAAGCCUCUGCUACCUUUUCUUCCAUUGAGGAAUUAG